GAAUUUAGUUGCUUUACAGCGGUCGCCUGGUGAAUUUGUUCCGUUCGCGAAAAUGACACGACUUCUAAAUAAUAUACAACUAAUUUUAAUCCUGCAAGUAGUGCUAAACGGUAUCGCCGCCACCGAGGAUAUCACAUUGAAGUGCGAUGAAUUCGAGCGCAUGUACGAUAUGUCCACAAGUGAAGCUUAUUGCACGGUGUCCGGCUUCGUCGUGUCGCACAGUCAAAUCGUUAAAAUACAAAAAUAUCCCAAAGCGAACAAUACGAAAUUUAUGAAAUUCUACGAUUCACGCCUCCUUUAUAUACCCUUCAAAUUGUUCGAUGUCUUUGCCUAUCUGAAGACACUGGACGUGUCGUUUACGGAGAUUUUGGAUGUGCCACGCAACACUUUCGGCGCAGCGAGCAAUUUGAGCAUACUCAACAUGAGCAACAACAACAUUACACAAAUAACCACAUCUGUUUUUAUGGGCGCCAGCAAUUUGAUGCGGCUCGAUCUGAGUCACAAUCGUAUUGAGGUGCUGAAUGAGAACGCCUUCAAAGGCUUAAGUAGUUUAGACAAGUUGCAGCUCUCAUAUAACUCCAUACGCAAGUUGCCGAAAGAUCUGCUGCUGGAGAAUCAGUAUUUGUCAACAAUAGCGAUUAACAACAAUCGCUUGGAGUACAUUGAACCCGAAGUAUUCAAUCGUUUGCGACGCAUUGUUGACGUCAACUUAUCCUACAACAAUAUCUAUCGCUUACAUCCGGACAGCUUUCAGUCAGCAUAUGGUUUGGAGAAUCUGCUGUUGACCGCCAAUAAUUUGACCGAAUUCGAGAUGGGUAAUAAAAGCAUACUGACACAGCUGCAGGUGGAUUACAAUAAUUUAACGCGUAUUUACGUUAACGGUACCAAACAUGUGCGUGCCGAUCACAAUCGCAUCACCGAAGUGCAAAUGAUCAAUACACUGUUCUUGGAAACCUUAAUACUUGGCUCGAAUAAUCUGAGCGAUAUUAAGAAUAUCACGAAUAUCACCGGUCUGCUGCAGCUGGACUUGGCUAACAACCCGAUUGGACCGGUCAAUAUCACGACGUUUGAUCGCUUGAAACGGCUCCGUGUGCUUUCAUUGCGUGCGAUCGGUUUGUGGCAACUUACUUUUGGCAUGUUCUCCAAGCAGGUGAAUUUGGAGACACUCGAUUUGUCUUAUAAUAAUCUAACCGAAGUGAAUUUGGAUAUGUUUGUGCCGUAUCUGUCCAACCUGCGUUAUCUUUAUAUCGAUGGCAAUAAUUUGACCGAAGUACAUGGUAAAGGUGGCUUCUCGUAUGUCUUCCCGAAUCUCUCCAAACUCGGCGUAUCGCGCAACCAGUUCAAUUGUACCUACUUGCAUACACUACUGGUGCCGCCGCAACUCUCCACUUCGGUGAUGCUGCACAUCGAGCCAGAGGAAAAUGCUGCCGAGCGCUCACACAUACGCGAUGUAUCCUGCGUCAGCACUUCGAAGGGUGUGGAUAAGGCCGCGCUACAAGAGGUCGAGCAUGAGUUGAACGAUAUGAACACGUUACAAGCAGUGCUGCAACAAUCGAUGAAUACAUUGCGUCUGCACGAGAAACGUCUGGAGUUGUAUUUGUUGCUGAUGAAGAUCGCUUUGCUGGCGAUGGUCGUGCUUUUGGUCGGCGUUGUGGUGGUUUAUGCGUGGAAAAUCAAGCGACGCGAGUACUUCUCCAGACGGGGAGCGAGUAUUGUUUUUCAUUCUAGUGCAACAGUCAAUUCAAAUAUAGAGCAUUGUGCCGAAUGAGUGAUGUGGCGAAUGCAGCGGAAAGAAUACCAAAGAGAACUUCAAGUGAUUAUGUAAAAAAUACUCUCCACAAAUGUUGCGAAUAAAACUAAGAACCUAAGAUAAGAAAACUCUAUAAAAAGAAAGUGUGUUACAAUAAUGUGCCGCAGUUCAAAUAAAAAAUAAAAGAUAAUAAAUAAAAUAUAUACAAAAAAUAUGAAAAAAGUGAAAA
Molecule: messenger RNA, 1979 nt
Organism: Bactrocera neohumeralis
Lineage: Eukaryota; Metazoa; Arthropoda; Insecta; Diptera; Tephritidae
Product: leucine-rich repeats and immunoglobulin-like domains protein 1
Exons: 1
Coding region: 53-1768 (571 amino acids)
Molecular function (GO): protein binding
Source: RefSeq, a predicted model, not a curated record